AUGGUCAGGCGUAGAAGUGUCCCAGGCUUCGGCGACUGCCUAUCAUCGGCGCAUGGCGUGUCGUGGCCGAAUCGACAGGCAAACCGGCUGAUUCUCGCGGACACGGCGCGGCGCAUCAAGAAGGCCAGAGGGGAUCACGCUCACGGCGCCGUUGUCAUGAGCGACUGCAUUCCGGCGGCGAAGCUUGGGUCAAAUGCGAUGUCUAUGCCCCUCCUCUCAAUACCCGGUGGCAUUAGCCGGGCCGUCGUGACCGGACAAGGCAUGGGCGAGACGGCAUCGUCUUACACCCGGUCGGAAACGGAUAGUCGACGAGCCGUCGGCAGGCGUGGAGGGAUACAUCAAGGCGGUGGUGAACGCAGGGCCGCCUUCUUCGUCUUCAGACGAAGAACAAGUGCGGGCAAAAUUGGAGUUGCGGCCAGGAAGUCGGGUUGGGAUGGGAUGGGAUGCGUCGAGACGAUGUGCCUGAACCUGACCUGUUCCUGGCGCAUUCUUGCGCUCGACUCCCAGGGCAGCAGGGUGGCCAGCAAGGACGAAGACUUGCGGAUGCCUUUUACUAUCUUUGGUGCGGAAACGGGCAAGGAUCCGGAUAAGGAGGAUUCAUAG
Messenger RNA from Colletotrichum abscissum, 603 nucleotides. RefSeq lists its product as uncharacterized. NCBI's taxonomy places the organism in Eukaryota, Fungi, Ascomycota, Sordariomycetes, Glomerellales, Glomerellaceae. The coding region runs from base 1 to 603 and encodes 200 amino acids. The transcript is spliced from 3 exons. The record is from RefSeq and is a predicted model, not a curated record.